AUACGUAUUAAAAUUAUAAAAUCACGAGAAUUAUAUAAAAAUGUCUCAGCACUGGCAUGGCCAUUGGACAGAAGAUGCAUUUGCUCCAAAAAGAUUGCGAAAUUGGGAAGUUCCUAAAUGGUAUCCUAGUUGGCCAGACAGACAUUGUGUCACUACGAAAUUUAUUGCAGAUAAUAAUGGACGUAUGUUAGACAAUGCCAAAAGAGUUGGACAUUCACCAUGGGGAACAUUUAAAGGCACUUGGGAUUUGCCAAAGAAAAUUACUGCAAGCAUUGCUAAAGAAUUAUCAAUAUCGCCUCAAUAUAAAAAAGAUUUAUGGGAACAGCACAAGAAGAAACAUGAGAAUUUAUGUAAAACGGUAAAACACGCAAACAAGAAUGGGAAUAAGGAAAUCAACAAACCAUAAAAAGAUAACAACAAAGAGUUAAAAUGAAUAAAAAUACAUAUAUACACGCAAAGAAUGUCACAUAAAAGGAUGAGAAGGAUAAAAGAAGUCACA
Messenger RNA from Mycetomoellerius zeteki, 499 nucleotides. RefSeq names its product protein Flattop. Gene Ontology annotation, biological process: cilium organization. Gene Ontology annotation, cellular component: ciliary basal body. The transcript has 2 exons. Bases 41 to 406 code for a protein of 121 amino acids. NCBI's taxonomy places the organism in Eukaryota, Metazoa, Arthropoda, Insecta, Hymenoptera, Formicidae. The record is from RefSeq and is a predicted model, not a curated record.